UCCAAACAUGGCUGCCCUGGCAACUGCAUGGGAGAAUGAUAAACAUUGCUCGGGGGAGGAAGACCCUAGUGUCCUGCAGCCAUGCACAUCACCCCUGCUAAGCGGUCAAAGUGUGGACCACAGGCUGGCCACACAGAAAGCUGCACAGUUCCUCAGGGAGGCUGAGAGGAACAGGAGGCAGAUUGAGAAGUUGGAGAAAGAGAGGACACUGAUUUCUCAGUGCAGAAAGAAUGGCUGGGCGGAUGUGAAUGGAGAGAUCGAAGAGUACGAGAAAGUGCUGGAGGGACAAAGAAAUGCUGAGAAGAUAAAUCUUCAAAAGCAGCUCAUGAAGAUUCAUAAUGGUGUGAGGAAAUUUCAGAGACAUCUAACUGAUGUGAAACCAACUCCGGAGUUGAUUGAAAAACUGAAGGAAAUCAUGUCAGAGGUGGAAAUUUCUAUUAACAGCGUGAAGGAGGAACAGCGCUCACGCUUUGAAGAAUUUUUGAAGGAAGAGUGGACAUGCAGACAGGAAAUCACCGCUUAUGAGAAGAAGAUUGAAAACUGGAGCCUUGCUGUCAAAACGAAUCCCAAACUACCCACAGCUCCCACUGUUAGGACCAAACCACCCGACAGAGACCUGCCAGCAGAAGUCAGAGCGCUGGAGGUUUUCCUGCAGAAGACUGGAGGCUCUUAUGGUGGCUGGGACCAAUAUGACCAUGAAGCUUUUCUUAAAGUCUGGGUGAAGCACAGUGGGGAGCCAGGCUUCAGGAAAGAAGCCAAGCUGUAUCUGCCUGGUAAAACAAUGGAGGAAAUAGAGCAACACGAGGAAUGGCAUCAGGAGCUCAUCUACCUGCAGGACAGGAAAAAAGAGGCUAUUCAGCGCUGGAAAGCCAGCAAGCAUCAGGAACGCCAGAUCAGGAUACAGACUCAGGAGAAGACAGAAGAUGCAAAAAGGAGGGAAAAGGAGGCCAAAAGCCAGGCCCAGCAACACAGGACUGAGGAGGAGAGGAGGGAGAUGGCACGGCGUCUGGAGGAAUGGAGGGAAGAAAAGAAAAGGAGGGAGGAGCAGGAAGAGGAGCAAAGACUGGCUGAAGAGAUUCGAAAGAGGAGACGGGAAAAGGAGGAGCACCGUCGGCAGCUUGAAGUAAAGCUAAUCGUAGAGGAGCAGCUCCAACUGAGGAGAGUAGAAGAGGAAGAACAAGAGAGGAGGAGAAGAGCAGAAGAAGAGAGAGAAAGAGAAGAGAGGAGAAAGGAGGCAACAAAGAGCAUCAGGCGUUUUAAUGAAAGGGAUCUUCACAGGGUGGAGGCAAAGCGCCAUGAGAACCAGCUGAGGGAAAAAGAGCAAGAGGAAAGGCAGAGGAGACUCGCUGCCAAGUUGAAGGAGAAGGUGGACAAUCAUGUCAACAGAGACCCCUCCAGGCUUACCCGCCCUACGAAGGGAUGGGAGGAGCGGCUGAAACACGUUGGACCGUCGGGAGAUGGGCCAAUGCUACAAAUGUUUCACAGAGCUGUUCCCACUUGGAGACAAGGCCUGUGAUGAAGAGUCCUGCAUUCCAUUCAGAGUCCUUUCUAUUUUUGAAAGAAAAAUUUGUCAUAUAACUUUUAAGUUGCAAUUCAGUUCAAUUUUAAACUGUGAAACUGUUAUUUUUAAAAUAAAGAUUUUUAUUGUGA
Molecule: messenger RNA, 1650 nt
Organism: Pelmatolapia mariae (spotted tilapia)
Lineage: Eukaryota; Metazoa; Chordata; Actinopteri; Cichliformes; Cichlidae
Product: coiled-coil domain-containing protein 112
Exons: 14
Coding region: 8-1516 (502 amino acids)
Source: RefSeq, a predicted model, not a curated record